This is a messenger RNA of Salvelinus sp. IW2-2015, 1552 nucleotides long. Its product is annotated as tRNA selenocysteine 1-associated protein 1-like. NCBI's taxonomy places the organism in Eukaryota, Metazoa, Chordata, Actinopteri, Salmoniformes, Salmonidae. The transcript has 9 exons. Gene Ontology annotation, biological process: selenocysteine incorporation. Gene Ontology annotation, cellular component: nucleus. The record is from RefSeq and is a predicted model, not a curated record. Gene Ontology annotation, molecular function: tRNA binding. The coding region runs from base 117 to 1034 and encodes 305 amino acids.
AGAAACGUAAUUUCUCUGUCGCUUCUUCCAACACGACACGUACAAGGGGUUGUGUUUCAUUUAAAGGGUUCACACUUACAGUUGUAAAAAAAGCUUUACAAUUUCAGGUCCAAAACAUGAGCACACUAUGGAUGGGAAACUUGGAGCCCUARAUGGACGAGAAGUUCAUUACCCGAGCCUUCGGCACCAUGGGGGAGUUGGUGGUGAGUGUACGGAUUAUACGCAACAAGAUGACUGGUAGGGGUGCAGCAGGCUACUGCUUCGUGGAGCUGACAGAUGAAGCCACAGCUGAGCGGUGUCUUCGUAAAGUCAAUGGAAAAGCACUACCAGGAGCCACACCGCCUAGAAGAUUCAAGUUAAACCGGGCCACCUUUGGGAAGCAAGGAGAAAGCGGUCCACUCCAUUCUCUGUUUGUUGGGGAUCUCACACCUGAAGUGGAUGACGGGAUGCUCUACGAGUUCUUCUACAACCGCUACCCAUCGUGUCGUGGGGGGAAGGUGGUGCUGGAUGGCACGGGGAACUCCAAGGGUUGUGGGUUUGUCCAGUUCCCAGACCAGAGGCUUCAGAAGCUGGCACUGGAGGAGUGUCAGGGAGCGGUGGGGCUCGGGAGCAAGCCAUUACGACUGAGCCUAGCUGCUAACAAAACUCGGCAUAACCAAUCAGACAGCAGGGGGUGGGGGUCACACGGAGGAGGCUACAGACACAACCAGAACCAAUACAAUCAGCACAAUCAACAGCCGUAUGGUAGUGGAUGGGGCUCUUGGGGCUACGACCAGAAUGGAGGCAACUAUGGCGGSUACAACUACAACCAGUAUGAUUACACACAGAAUCCUGCACAGGAAAAUGAAGCUUUUGAAGAUGAUGGUCUGGAAGAUCCUAACCCAGAGCUGGAUGUGGUGGAAGCCAACAGGAAGUUUAUGGAACACAGCGAGGAACUGUAUGAUGCCCUUAUCGAGUGCCACUGGCAACCCUUGGAAUCKUCYGAACAAACCUUUGGAACUWCGAGUACCCUUCCAGAACCUGUCUACUGUUGAGGCAAUAUCCUCUUGCUAUGUUAUUUGGCCUUUCAUAUUAUAUUCUGUAGGCUAAAGACAUCCCCAGUCCUUGACAAUAARUGCCAUUUGCUUACAAACAUUGUUUGUUAAUCAACAAAUGAUUUAUUUUGUGCAUCUAUUAACAUCAUUUUUUUUUUUUUUUUUAACAAAACAAAAAAAGCAGUGAACACGUGGCUCAUCCUGUACCUAAGAAUAGCUUCCCAUUUUCAUGUCCUAUGCGUUGCUAAACCGCAAAGAUGAUGUCCGUAUCCUAAAUGGCCCUCUUCAUUUAAGUGCAGCAUAGCUUUUUCUUUUUCAGGGCUCGAAGGUCACUGGUCAAAGGUAGUGCACUAUAUAGGGAAUUAGAGGGCCAUUUCAGUGGUUUAAUUUUUGUUUUGUUUUAUUCAUGUAUUUUCCCUUCUCAAUUGAGGAGUGAUUGAGUAAUCUGCAGUGUUACACUGCCUUCUGUCUGUUUCCAUAUGUUUUGUAAAGUAAGAAUAAACAUAUGUAUCAUGUUG